Homarus americanus (American lobster) is the source of this 4640-nucleotide messenger RNA. RefSeq lists its product as uncharacterized. Gene Ontology annotation, cellular component: synapse; membrane; axon initial segment. Lineage: Eukaryota; Metazoa; Arthropoda; Malacostraca; Decapoda; Nephropidae. Bases 1 to 4359 code for a protein of 1452 amino acids. Gene Ontology annotation, molecular function: transmembrane transporter binding. The transcript is spliced from 11 exons. Gene Ontology annotation, biological process: negative regulation of delayed rectifier potassium channel activity; neuronal action potential. The record is from RefSeq and is a predicted model, not a curated record.
AUGUCCGACAGUCAGACACUACCAGAAACACCCAAUAAAUUUCAACCACAGAACCAAGAACCUGAACACAUACCAGUGCUACAAAGCAGAUACAAAGGACUUGCCAGGAAUCAUUGUUUGCCGCUACACAGGUGGGAGGGACGCUGGGAGGGAUCCCAUGUAAACAUAACUGUGUGGGUGGCAGAGGAGGCGAACACCAAUGACUCCCUGCUCACCUUAACUAUAAGAGCAGUGGGGUCAUCGUCUGAGAAUCACUACGAUACCUUCCACCUCAGCCGGGAGCGAGUGGACGUGGUGCGUGUGAGGAACCACACUAAACAAUCACAGUCGAUGAGUCUGUCGGAGCCGAUGGGAAACGGGUGGAUUGAGAUAAGGUUGUGGAGGUCGGACUCACAGGUGGAGAUUCAACGACCCUCCACCACCAACUCCACACUCACUUUGCACACUGACACACACCUCCAGAAACUGACCAUCACUGCCUCCAACAUCACAGUCAACUGUCAUGGAGGUGUGUUGGGUUGGGAGGUGUGUGGCGGUGAGGAGACAGUGGUGCCACUACCCACCCACGACUACCACCGCCUCGCCUUGCUCCUCACCACCGCCUCCCGGCCCUCGGUCUCCCUGGGGGACACAACACUACAAAUGGUUUGGGAUGGCUCCUCGCUCAUGCACAUGACGCCUUACCAGCACCAGUACAAGAGCCCAGUACUCGCACCCACCCAGUACCAGAGCCCAGCAUCUACACCCACCCAGUACCAGAGCCCAGCAUCUACACCCACCCAGUACCAGAGCCCAGUUCACACAGUCGCCCGCCGUAGUGUCACACUGUGCUUCCAUCACUUAGCUGGAAGUGUGGUCUGUACUCUUCUGGUGGAACAAGAAGAUAUAACGAGUGUGACCCUGAGGACGCUGCCUACUUUCCUCAAGGCAUCCGGAGAACCCACAGAUAAUUACUACAUAUUAUACCACAGUGAACCCAACCACAGCUGCCAGGCCCACUCACCACCAGGUGAUAAUGAUGAAUAUGAGGGCGUGAAGGCAGGGCAAGUGGCGGCCAUAGUCAUCAUCACUCUAGCAUUCGCUGGUAUCCUCUUCAUCAUGGUCAUCUCCAGUAUACCACACACCCGCAAACAGAAGAAGCCACGACUGAGUUUCCUGGAGAAGGUACAGCAGGAGUGUGAGCCCUUCCUGCAGGCUGAGGACCCCCCGCCCCGCCACACUCACUCUGUCAUCAUGGAGCGAGCACUAUGGGAGUCGGUGAUGGAGGGGCAGACGGAGGUUGUGGAGGAAUUGCUGGAAGAGGAGAACCUCCAUCCAGACGAUGUGGAAUUGGGACGCAACACCUCACCACACAUGGACGUCCACAUCCUGGGCAACAUGGAGCUCCACCACAUCUUCACUAAGCAUAAGGGAGAGGAGCGCUGUCUUCCCAGUGACGAGCUCAUCAAGUGCAUCUCAUACGAGUUUGAAAAGCAGGUGAAAGGAGUGUUCCUGGCCGGUGAGUGUGGCAUGUACGAGCACGAGGGAGGUGUGGCCGCCCUCCUGAACAAGCAUAAGCUGCCAGGUACCGUCACCGACCACAAAGGUCGAUCCCUCGUCCACUGCAUGGCCUCUGUCACCGCCUUGGACGGCACUCCGCCCUGGCAACCACAAGACAUCAAGAGGUUCUUCAACACCCACGACACCUACGUAAACGCUGUUGACCACUGGGGACGCACGGCGCUACACGAGCUGUCACAACACCCGCGACACGUGGAGGUGGACGUGAUAUGGGACGGCAAGGAGUGGAGGGUGGAGGAGGCGUGGCUCACCCUGGCCAAGAUCCUCACCUCCCACGGCUGUGACCCCAGGAUACCCGACCACCAGGGACGCCUGUCGCACCACCUAGCUCACCAGGCCCACAACUACCUCCUGGAGCACUACCUGCGCCAGAAGUGUGAGGAGCUUGGAGAGAAAGAGCUUGGAGAGAAGGAGGGUGAGAGAGAGAGGAUGGUAAGAGCGGCGACUGAGGGUGACACAGCGCUGAUGAGGGAGUUGCUAAUCGGGGGUGCAGUUAUCCUGCCCUCCACAGCCCGGGUUGACCCACUCAUCCAAGCCAUCCGACACAGCCAGAGAGACGCUGUGCUGCUGUUACUGUGUGCUGGCGCGCCUCUGUGUAACACCACCACUGAGGGCGUAACAGCUCUCGAGGUUGCCCACAACACUCUCGGAUUACCUGCCAUCUUCCCUGCCCUCAUGCGCAAGGCUUGCUGUGAGCGGCUUGAGGAUGAGAUGACACGAGUGGACAAAGAGACAGCGUCACUCAUGACACUACGACAAGCCAUGAGUGACUACAGCUUGCAGGUGAUGGACGUGGGCAGCAGAGCUAAGUGGAUCUACAGCGGGACGGACCCAGAGCAGCGGGUAACCGAAGCCCGCACGCUACUGACACAGGCAGCAGAGUUAGGCCUCUCUCUCACCUGUCAGCUGCUGGGCCUGGAGGACGUCCAUCUACAUUCGCUGCCUGGCGAGGACAACCCUUACCAGCGAGCCAUCACUCACGCCCACACCUACACACAGCUCGUCCUGUACAGGGACCUCAGGCUUUCUCCUUUCACUUGCGACACAACACACCUCGAGGCCUUGCCGUUUAAGCAGCUUGAAAAUCAUUGGAUAAAUGAAAGUAAAGUUGCUGAAGAUUUUUGCUCCCAUGAAAGCGAAGAGGCCAAAAUAUCAAUUCUACGAACAUUACAAGAACUAAAAGGUUUAAAUAAUAAGACAAAUGAGCAGCGGGAUCAACAGGUGACACGCAAACCUAGUAGUCGACUACUGUACUUGGUGGCCAAACAUGGGUUGGUCACUCUCCUUCACGCGCUCCUCGGCAGGUGGCCAGUUGUGGACAUCAAUCAAGUAGUGGAGGAGUACUCAGGAUGCACAAUGUUGCACGUGGCCGCCAUGUUCGGCCAGAUGAACAUUGUUGAGUAUGUGAUGCAUCACGGAGGUAACUCGCAGUUGAUGACAGUGGGGAACUUCACGCCAGCCCACAUGGCCGCCCUGGCUGGUCACACUAAAUGUCUCCGCUAUAUGUUAGCUUUUCUAAGACUCUCCGGCAGCACAGUGCACAACAAGUGUAUUGUUGGGCUGACUGCAGAACAACUCAUGACCAAAUAUGAUAAUUUAUGUAGGAACUGUAAGUUACCAUUGCUGACUCACGAAGAGGCUCUCUGUGUUAAAAAUGAAAGAGGAGAGGAAGCGCAAACCAGCAAUAUAUUGUUGAAGAAAAGUAAAAUUAUGAAUAUAAGCCUUUCAGAAGACUUGCUAGUUACUGCAGCUAAUACACUGUGUGACAAAUCUAACAUGAAGGAAUUCUUAAGCAGAGUGAAAGAACAAUUAGACAACUUAUAUAAUCAGAUCAAUGAUCCCAGAUUCCAGGGAAAGCUUAUUGCUGUCGGUAGUGUGGCGGAAGGCAGGGAAAUAUUUAGUGUUACUGAGGUGAACUUCGUGUACGAGGUGAGUGGGUGUGAGGCGACACCGGUCACCUGCACUCGCCUGACCAUGGAUGGCAGGACAACUGUAGUAAUAGAGCCACGCUCUGAAAACGAGCUGUUCCAGGGUGACACUUUCAAACAUACUUUUGUUCAUUUAGUGAAGACGUUAGUAAAAGAUUAUGUCACUACACUGCCGAACGUAUCACUAGCGCCACCAUUUGUGACUGCCACUGAAAAUGGGGCGUGUUUAUACUGGCUGUGGAAUAGUGCCAAUAAAAUAAAACUGCUCAAAACUUGUGUUGUUCCGGUACUUCCAGCUGCAUGGCCUUCUGAUAAGGUGAUUAACUUACAUUCAGGUAUGAACCAGUUUGAGAAUGAAGACGACAACUUGGUUUUCCACGUCACUAAUGUACACAAAGAAUGGAUGUGUCGCUCUUACCUUUAUGAACACAAAGUUUUCAGCAACCUGUCCACCAACCAGGCCAAAGUUUGGGCGACUUGUCGUUUCGUGAACCAGUUAGUGGAGGGUUGUUGGUGGUCUCCGAGGUUCACCAACCGAUGUCACCCUCACCCUUGGCACACACUGUCGCUCAGGGUCCCCAGCCUACCUGAACCAGCCCUCAAGGCACUAUUUCUCAGAGAACUGACCGAGUCUGACGAGUGGGAUACUGAACGACAUAUGUUCGAGCGAGUUACUUCAGUGUUCCGACGAGCAGCUCAGAGAGAUAUGAGAGGAAAAUUUGUGGCCAGGGAGCAAAUUACCUCGUUCUUACCUCCAGGACACUACUGCCUUGACGGGAGGGACUCUAUAUGUGGCAUCCUGGAGUUCCUGCAGCAUCUUAAGGACGCCCAGACUAGGUAUGACAAGAUCCCGAAGGUCAAGUUCGUGUAGAGUCGUUUGUGACCAAAACAACUGUGAUUAAUGUGCCCCUAAAACCUGAUACACGCCAGUCAGAGGUCACCAUCAGGGGUCACCACCAGUGAUCACUGCCAGGGGCCACCUCCAGGGGUCACCACCAGUGAUCACUGCCAGGGGCCACCUCCAGGGGUCAUCACCAGAGGUCACCACCAGGGGUCACCUCCAGAGGUCAUCACCAGGCGUCAUCACCAGGAGUCACCACCAGGGUCAUCACCAGGGGUCACCACCAGGGGUCAUCACCAGGGGCCACCUCC